UUUCUCGCUUGGCUUUAUAUUAUUAAGUGGAAUGAAAUUCCCCGAAAAUACUCUCGAGAUCCUGCGGUUGUGAGAAAAAAGGUUCAACAGUUGCAGAAACGUUCGUCUCGUCUCGUUUCAGGAUUGAAGAUCUUCGACACGUGCAACGACGAGAUGACAGUGUACAAACAAGCGUUGCAGACGACCGUAGACGCGGACUGCACCGGCCAUUACGAAAUGGGAAUAUUAUUACCAAGCGAGUACACAACGAUCUUAGAACCGCUUCGUAAUUACAGCGUGUUGCCGAUCAGCUCGUACAACGAGCAGAAUUUGACAAGGCCCCUGAUCAAUCUGAUGGUACACUACGUUAGCACCAGGUUCGAAACGAUCGACGUACUCCUGACUAACCACGAUUUCCCGUUGAAUUCGUUUCUGGAUGCAACGAAGGAGGCGGGCAUUUGCGUGAAAAAGUACGCAGACAGUUUACAGUUGGAGGAGGACGAAACGGAGAUCGUGAUCGCCGCGAUCGGACAUAGGAACGACAUUCGACAAUGGAUCGAGAGGGGAGAGAAGAUGCAAGGAUCGAGGAAAACGUGGAUCGCGUUGCCCCUCGAUGGAUCGAACGUCGACGACGUGAUCCCUCCAGGUUCGUACGUGGUGCGAACGUCGCCGUUCGACCUGGACCUACUGCAGGAGAUCUCCUCGCCAGAUUUGUUCCUGGAGGCAGCGACCAGCCCCGUAAUUCAUUCGCCGCAUUUGCUCGGUAUCGGCAAAGCGAUCGUCGAAUUGGCCCAGCUGCUGCACGACCUUCACAAACGGAACUGUCCACGAGGGGUCGAGCGGUGCGCGAUGCCGCGCUUCAACGCGAACUCGAAACAGGAAAUGCGAAACGCGGACGUGUACAACGCGCUGCGCAUACUGCCGAAAUCGCACUCGAUCAAGUACAUCGUGGCGAUGAGGAGCCAGCAGGAGAUCGUCGACAUGGCCGCGUACAGGAUAGAGCCGGCGAAUUCGAAAUUCAGAAUCACGCCGGUGUCCAGGGUGCCGAAGAUGCCCAAGCUCUGCUCGAAGAAGCACGCGAGGAACUGCGAUGGUUGCGCGAACUUCAAGAACAGAUUCGGCCCUCGCAGUGUCACCAAA
Molecule: messenger RNA, 1119 nt
Organism: Heterotrigona itama
Lineage: Eukaryota; Metazoa; Arthropoda; Insecta; Hymenoptera; Apidae
Source: the annotation of a GenBank genome assembly